Molecule: messenger RNA, 1092 nt
Organism: Ogataea parapolymorpha DL-1
Lineage: Eukaryota; Fungi; Ascomycota; Pichiomycetes; Pichiales; Pichiaceae
Exons: 1
Coding region: 1-1092 (363 amino acids)
Molecular function (GO): DNA binding
Source: RefSeq, a predicted model, not a curated record
AUGCCUCGGCCUCCAAAUAGUUGGGUGUGGCAGCAUUACAGACACAUCUCGAACGAAAACGGGUUUUCCAACGUUCAAUGCAUGCACUGUGACAAGACGUUCCGGUACUCCAGCAGGAACGGGCCCACGAAUCUGGCCCGGCAUAUAAACAAAACCCAUCGUCUGGGACAGCCCGAAUCGGCCAUCACUCGCCGGCCUUUUGGGGCUGCGCCUAACGAUCUCGUCAAGAACGCCGACGCACAGAGGUCCCGCAUGGCGCAACAGCAACCGUCGCCGUCGCAGACCAAGGACUCCAGCACAGAGUCCGCUGCUUCGGGUGCUGCCGACAGAACAGGCUCGCUGGACAUCGGUCUCACAACGCCAACCGACCUAGGACCUGCCGGGUAUGCAGCGCCAAAUUCGAUGCUUCAGGGGAACGGGAUCAUGGUCAACAACGGCGGAGGCUCGGCCGGCGGGGGCUCCACCUCGUCUGCGUCCUCUAACGGACACGCAGGUUCUCUCUCAGGACACGACUACUCUGACUCGAUUUCGAGGUCGAUCGCCAUACAGACACCGCUGUACCGUCUGGACAUGCAGGGUAAUGGGUCGACCCAGAGGUCGGUGCAAAAACAGGCCGAUCAGCUCGAGGCUCUACUGUACAGCGCCCAGCAGAUGGUGCAGCAAAUCGCGGCCCACCAGCCCCAACUGUACCAGGUUCAGCACGUGAUGCAAACAGUCGUUCAGACACAGCAGGUUCUGUACCAGCAGAUGAGACAGCAGGCCCGCACGGCUGUGCGAAUCGAGCAGAGACUGGCCAGAUCGUUAAACGAGAACAGGGGCACAGGGCUGGAACAGGCGUACGACCUGAUUCCUUUCGCGAACGGAGUCGACCCGGCAAACGACGAGGCAGGUCUGCCGCUGCUGGUGAACAUCUACGCGCUAUUUAACUGCACCAACGCCGCCCUCGACCAGUACCUGGUCAACUACGAGCUGUUGGGCAGCCAGGGCUCGGAAGCUGGCAGGCUCAGCAGACAGGAGAAGAUUGUGCGACUGGGCAAAUUCAUAGGGUGCACGAUGGUGGACAAGUAUUGGGAGAUUUUCAGACGACAUUGA